UCAGACUCCAAACAUGAUAACACUAAUGCACAAUUCAAUAACAACUUUGUUCGAUUACCUAAAAUCAAUCUACCUAGCUUCGAUGGGAACUAUCAAUACUGGCUCGAGUUUAGAGACACAUUUAUUUCGUUAAUUCAUGAUAAUAAUAGCAUAGACAAUAUUAACAAAUUUCAUUAUUUGCGAGCUUCACUCCAAGGAAAUGCAGCCUUAAUUAUAAAAAAUAUUGAUUUUACCGGCGAUAACUAUAAUGUGGCAUGGGACUCAUUAUGCGAACGUUUUAAUAACAAUCGCCUUCUUAUAGACAAUCAUUUGCAGGCAAUAUUUGAUGUUGAGCCCGUAUUGAGGGAGUCCAGUACUUCUCUUAGAAACUUAGUUGAUGUAAUAAAUAAAAACAUUAGAGCUCUUACAACAUUAAAACAACCUACUGAACAUUGGCAUACUCUUCUUAUUUUUAUAUUGGCUAAAAAGUUGGACAUAACAACAAGUCGUCACUGGGAAGAGUAUCGCAAUGAGUUGUCUAUUGAACCCACUUUACAUCAAUUUUGUACUUUUAUAGGAAGGAAAGCGGACUUAUUGGAAUCAAUUGAAACAAAUCAUAACUCGUCUAAUAAUAAUAAUAUAUUGGUUGCCUUAAAUAAUAAUCAUACAAACUUAAAUAAACAAACACAACAAAAUAAAAAAUCAAAUAGUAAUAACAGUUAUAAUAAUAGUAAACAAAACCUUUUAACUUGUCCGCUUUGCUCCCAACGCCAUUUACUAUUUUCGUGUGAAUCUUUUAGAGCUUUGUCUAUUGAGAUAUACAAAAAGCAAAGGAUUUUAAAGUUUGUCUUAACUGCUUACGCCCUGGUCAUUUUGCUAAGCAAUGCAAGCUCACUCAUUGCAAAUAUUGUAAAACUAAACACAACACUCUUUUACAUUUGGAAUCACAAAAUUUAGUACCUUUUAUUAAUCCUUUGCCUUCUGCUAUUGACAAUGUUACCUCCGCAGCUACUUCCUUGCAGAUUGCUACUUCUUCCCAUGUUUUACUGUCCACAGCAUUGGUGAACGUCUUGAACACUUCGGGCGAGAAGUACACUGCCCAGCUACUACUGGACAACGGUAGUACAGCCAACUUCGUAACGCAACGCUUGUGUGACAAGUUGGGUUUGUCACGAUGCGGCACGAGAACAAAGGUCACAGACAUAGAGCUCAAAAUGUACAACCUGUAAUGGGACAGCUACCUCUUAAUAGAACACAAUUAGAUUUUCCAUUUCAAAACUGUAAUGUUGACUAUGCUGGCCCAGUUUUGAUAACCGAUCGAAAGGGACGUGGUUGUAAGUUGUUGAAAUCUUAUCUGUGCAUUUUUGUUUGUUCUGCAGUGAAGGCUGUACAUUUGGAGCUUGUUACGGACCUCACCACCGAAGCUUACAUGGCUGCUCUGAAUCGGUUCGUGGCGCGGCGAGGCAAGCCUCAAAGCAUCACGUCCGAUAAUGGCACUAACUUUGUCGGUGCAUCGAAUGAUCUUCAAAGGUUCCUUUCGAGUAAUAAUCUUGCAUCUCAUAUAGCCCAGGAAGGCAUUGAAUUUAUUUUUACUCCUCCCUACACACCCCAUUUUAAUUCAUUGGCCGAAGCUGCAGUCAAAUCAUGUAAGCAUCAUUUAAAAAGAUUAUUGCAUCUCACUCAUUUCACAUUCGAGGAAAUGACAACUUGCCUUUGUAAAAUCGAGGCCGUCCUCAAUUCACGACCUCUUACCUCUCUUUCUUCUGACCCUAACGAUUUUUCGGCUCUUACACCUUCCCAUUUCCUAAUUGGGCGACCAUUGCUGACUGUACCUCACCCUCAUGUGGCUGACGUCACUAUCACCCGUCUGGAUCGAUGGAAACGCAUCCAACACGUUCAACAACACUUCUGGCGACGGUUUCAUAACGAGUAUGUCUCUCUGCUACAGACCAAGACGAAAUGGUUGGCAUCCACAGGCGAGGUCAAGCCUGGACAGCUGGUGCUCAUCAAGGAGAAGACCCCGCCACUGCUCUGGUCACUAGGGCGGGUCGUGAAGACCUAUCCAGGCGUGGAUGGCAUCACCAGGGUGGCCGAGUUGAAGACCAAGAGGGGGACCAUACGUCGAGCCUUCAACUGCAUCUGCCCGCUUCCACUUCAUUGAAGAAGAUGACUCUUCAACCCGGGGAGUAUGUUGGCGCUUCUCGGGUCCUCGGGCUUCAUCGAGAUCGAUCGGCCAUCAUCGGCUCCGCGCGAGGCGCCGGCACACUCCGUACGUGCCCGACGCCCACUCAGCCUCACGACCGCCACCGGUGUCAGACGCGGCCCUCCCACGUAGGCGCGAACUAGCGAUAUAUAUUUUACAAUAUUAUACCUAUGAAAUACAGUCCGCUUUUAAUUUAUAUAUCUGAAGUCUAGUCAGACC
Messenger RNA from Ostrinia nubilalis (European corn borer), 2401 nucleotides. RefSeq lists its product as uncharacterized. Gene Ontology annotation, biological process: DNA integration. The transcript is spliced from 2 exons. Lineage: Eukaryota; Metazoa; Arthropoda; Insecta; Lepidoptera; Crambidae. Bases 1154 to 2140 code for a protein of 328 amino acids. Gene Ontology annotation, molecular function: nucleic acid binding. The record is from RefSeq and is a predicted model, not a curated record.